CACUUUAUGACACUGACAGUAAAAUAUUUCUAUCGAAUAUCCUCGACCGGUAUCGGUAGGUUCAUGAUUGCAAAAUUUCGCAUUUAUAUACUUAUCGAGCUUAACGUGUCAUUAUAAUUUUGUACAAAUCAUGUCUAAAGAUAUAAUUGUUCUUGCACCUAAUGGCAGAAGGCAAAAAAUACAUUGUACACCUGAUACAAGUAUUCUACAGGUAUUAGAAGAUGUAUGUCAUAAACAAGGAUUUCAGCCAUCUGAUUAUGAAUUAAAGCAUCAUAAUCAUAUCUUAGAUUUGACAACAACAAUUAGAUUUUCCAAUCUUCCCAACAAAGCAACACUUGAAAUGGUAGAAGCUGAAAAAAAAAGACAAGAAACAAUUGUCACCAUUGGAUUGCAAUUAGAAGAUGGUGAAAGAAGAACAGCUGAUUUUCCACCAAACACAUCAUUAUAUGAUUUAAUUGUAUCAUUGGCUCCGGGAGAAUUCAACUCUUUGCAACAACCAACUAUUUCAUAUAUGCGCCAAGAAGUAGUGGGGCAGUCUGCACUGCAAGGGAAGACUUUGAGGCAGUUAGGAUUGAUCAAAGGCAGAGCCAUUCUACGUUUGCUGAACAAACAAGAGGAGUCAAGGCAAGCGAAUGUAUCUGCCGUUUAUCGAAGACCAGUUACUGAUGUAAAAGUAGAAGAUAAAAAAAAAGUAAUGAAAGAACCAGAACAAAAAUUUGAAGACCAUCCAGGUCCUUCAGAAUUUAAUACACAAAAUCAAUUUAAACAUCAGGAUCCUAUAUCAAAAUUUAAAGAGACAACUCUUCAACAAAAACAAAUUGAACAACGGAAAUUAAAUGAAAUAGACGAAAGUUCGACUGAAAAAAUGGAAACGCAGCAGGGACCCGUCAAUCAAGACGAACCUAUGGACACUGAUACAGAUAAAAGCCAACAAUCAUUUACGUCGCAAGUGAGACAGAAUUUAGAAAGAAGACUAAAAAUUGAAGAAGAAGUGACAUUUUUGGGAACUCACAAAGCUGUAGCUUAUAUGCAACCAGAUUCGAUGGAUGAUGAAAUCGAUGAUCUCCCAGACGAUUUCUAUGAACUAUCGAUAGAAGAAGUGCGACGAUUAUACCAUGACUUACAGCAACACCGAAUAGAAUUGGAAUCUACACCCCUUCUUUCUUCAUCAAAACGAGAAGAAAUUGAGAAACAGGCCUCUAAAGAGAAACUGAAUACCUACAAAAACGUUGUUGUUCGAAUACAGUUUCCAGACAAUAUGAUCCUUCAAGGAAUUUUCACACCUCUGAAUACCAUAGCUGACGUCAAUAAUUUCAUCAAAGAGCACUUAAAAAACUCGCAUAAAAAUUUUCAUAUUUUCACAACUCCACUAAAGGAAACUUUGGAGCCUAAAAUGACAUUAUUGGAUGCUAAGUUCGUCCCAUGUGUUCAUUUACAUUUCAAGUGGACCGAGGAAGACCCAAAAAAGGAACCAUAUCUGAAAGAUGAUGUAUAUAGCAAGAUAACUGCUUCCGAUGCAGCCUGUAUCUUGGCUUCUAAAUACAGGGCUCCUACUAGAAGAAAACCAGAAGAGUCUGCACAAGACUCACUAAAGUCUAGAGCACCAACAGCAUCAACUUCUAAGAGUAGUAAACAACCGAAAUGGUUUAAAAAUUAGCACACGUCAUAAUUCUUGUAAGACAGCUCUUGUUUAUACACAAAUCACCAUGUUACGAUACUAGCAAAUACUGCUUCAUUUAAAGCUGGUAUACUGAGUGCAUACUGCUUACAUAUACAUCUUAGGGUAGAUAGAAGGGUGGAACCCUGUCUUUUAAAUGUUUUUUGAAUCCCUUCAGCAGUGGUUUGUGAAAACUGAAUGGGGAAAAUGUUAUGUAAAUACCGUUCUUAAUAUUUAUAAUAAAAAAAGUGAAAGCAGUCAUAA
Messenger RNA from Trichoplusia ni (cabbage looper), 1921 nucleotides. RefSeq names its product tether containing UBX domain for GLUT4. NCBI's taxonomy places the organism in Eukaryota, Metazoa, Arthropoda, Insecta, Lepidoptera, Noctuidae. The transcript has 8 exons. The record is from RefSeq and is a predicted model, not a curated record. Bases 131 to 1657 code for a protein of 508 amino acids.